AUGUCUGACUCUGAAGAAAUCAACUAUGGCUCUCGCCCGGAUGGCCCUAUCCAAUUUGGUAACCACAUCUCUUUGAAGCACAACAUGACUGGUCGUUAUUUGACCUCUGUUGAAGGCAAUAUCUAUGAAAACGGUAGUGGACAACAAGUCGUCUUUGCUGGUGGAUGGGAACCUGACCAUGAAACUACUUUUAUCGUGAUUCCUCGUAUUGGUGAUGAAAUUGAGGGUCAAGUUGAUGUCAACUUUGGCGAUGUCAUUCGUCUCAAGCAUUUAGCUACCAGAACCAACCUUCACUCACAUCCCAACAUCCCUAGUCCCAUUACCGAGCAACAAGAAGUGACAUGUUACGGUAAUGACUUUACUAGUGAUGAAAAUGAUGAGUGGAUCGUGGAGCAAUGGACCUUUGAUGAGGAGGAAAACGAGGAAUUUGACCCUGAGGAUGCUACUUGGUACACAGGUCGCUCUUUUGCUCUCCGUCAUGUUGCUACUGGAUUAACAUUGCACAGCCAUGAUGAAUCCCUUAAUGAAGAUCAAAAUGAAGUUACUUGUUACGGUGCUGGCCCUGAUGAGAAUGAUAGAUGGCGCGUUGCUUUCUAA
This is a messenger RNA of Mucor velutinosus, 597 nucleotides long. RefSeq lists its product as uncharacterized. The transcript has 4 exons. The coding region runs from base 1 to 597 and encodes 198 amino acids. Lineage: Eukaryota; Fungi; Mucoromycota; Mucoromycetes; Mucorales; Mucoraceae. The record is from RefSeq and is a predicted model, not a curated record.